CGUAGAGGCGGUAGAAAACAAAUCUAUGACCCAAGGUUGGCUCCAAAACCGCAGCUCGAGCAAAAUCUUUGAAGAGCUCACAAUAUUGAUUUCCUCUCUUACGAAGACCAACUCACAAUCAAACAAUCAAACACUCAAACAGGAUCGACGAAACAAUGAAGUUUAUCACCAAUCUCUUGCUGUUCCUCAUCCCAGCCUUGGCCAUGGCUGCUGAAGACUCUGGACGUGACCUCCAGAUCACCGACUGGCAUGUCACUAUUAAAACCCUUCAAGACCAAGGAUUCACCUUUGAGACUGGAACCGGUAAUGGUGCUGCUAGUGCCAAUAUCAAGAUUAAGGUCACUGACUUGUGCCGCAAGGAUACAGCUAACCGCCAGGCUGUGGGCCACUGGUUUCCCACAACCAAUGUAACUGGAAUUGAAGUUGAUCAUGGUGGUAUUAUCAACAACCCCGGUGCAGACAAUGCUGUGGACUUUCGAUUCAUUGAAGGAAUUGCUGGAAACAAUCUGAUCUACAGGGAUGCUGGUGAUGCUGUCAAUGCCAUUGUGGAGUUCUGUGUUGAGGUUGGACUGUAUGAUGCUGAUACCCUCAUUGACUAUGCAGAAGUCCUUCUUACCUACAAUGUUAAUCUGGUUACCCAAGUUCCUGAGUUGACUGGUUACACUGUCACUCAAGCCGAGGACUUUACUGAUGCUGAGGACACCAAUCUCAGCUUUGAUGGAUCUCUCUUGGCAUACUUCUGUGACCCUGAUACCUACACCAUUCUUACCAAUGAUGGUUCUGAUGCUGUCACCACUCAAGGAAGUACCCUCAACGUCUGCUUCAGGGUUGAAACAGGACAGUUCCAAGUCAAGGAUAUCAUGGAGUUCACUGUCAAGAAUGCUGAAGCUGCAGAGCCCUCUCAGCUCAUCAUCACGGAAUCUCAACCUGCCUCCACCAUCUUCUCCACCAAGAAGUGUGUUGAUGAAGGAAAUGAUAACAAUGUCUGUUUGGUUUCGUUCUUGUUGUUUGCUGACUUUUAUGAUUUUGAAGCCUUGACCUUGACUGGAGUUGGAAGCAUUCUCUUGGAGCUUGGAGGAACUGCCACCGGUGGCCGUCGUUUGCGCAAGAAUAUCCAGAUUGUGGAUGGUCACCGCAAGCUUCAGAGUGAGGUGACUGAAACAGUUGAUGUCCAGCCCCAGCCAUUUGCCGUUGAGAAGCACCACGGUGCAGGAUCCUCUGCAGACACUGCCAUGGCCUCCCUUGCUGCCUUUGGGGCCAUUGCCGGAGCAGCCUUGGCUCUCUAAGCGAGUCGUCAAGAGUGACUUUUUUGGCACUGGCAAGAGUGCAAGGGUGAUGAAUGCGGAGGGCAACACAGAGGUCACUCGUGGAGGACAUCCCAGAAAGGAAAAAAUGUGCAUGUAUACCAAUAGAGAAUGGUGAAGAAUUCUAUAGAG
Seminavis robusta is the source of this 1436-nucleotide messenger RNA. The record is from the annotation of a GenBank genome assembly. NCBI's taxonomy places the organism in Eukaryota, Bacillariophyta, Bacillariophyceae, Naviculales, Naviculaceae.